This is a messenger RNA of Melanotaenia boesemani (Boeseman's rainbowfish), 6762 nucleotides long. RefSeq names its product sema domain, transmembrane domain (TM), and cytoplasmic domain, (semaphorin) 6A (gene sema6a). The coding region runs from base 567 to 3620 and encodes 1017 amino acids. The record is from RefSeq and is a predicted model, not a curated record. The transcript has 20 exons. Gene Ontology annotation, molecular function: semaphorin receptor binding; chemorepellent activity. NCBI's taxonomy places the organism in Eukaryota, Metazoa, Chordata, Actinopteri, Atheriniformes, Melanotaeniidae. Gene Ontology annotation, biological process: semaphorin-plexin signaling pathway; negative chemotaxis; axon guidance.
AGUCUGGUAAGAAGCUUCAUCUCCAAAUAGGAUGACCGUCGGCUUUUGUGGAAGGGACUGCGUACAGCUACGUAGCUAGUUCUGGGACACCCGGUUGGUUCCGUUUGUUCAGUUUACCUGAGGGGGAAUCUAAUAACUAAAACAUCGCUUUUCCCUGUCUGUUUAGUGUGGAUUUCCGAUGGAUAUUCCGAUCUGAAGUGGUGUGAUUUGAGCGCGGCAUGUAACAAAAAGAAGCGCAAGAGAAAAGUAGCGCUCGUAUUGUUAUUCUAAAUCGAGUCCCAUCUGAACUGCUGUAAGAGACAAAUCUAAUGGAUUACUAAAAGGCAGAGCUAUAGAAAUACUCCAAGGCAUAUCCAUUCAUGAGCUGAAGAUGUCUUAUCUUUGCAAAAGAUAAAUGAAAAUGAAAAAGGAAGGCUUCUUGAUUGGCGCCCUGAACUGAUUCCCUCACAAACUGCUGGAUUGAAGAGACAACCAGUUACCAACCUGACCUGUGACAGAAACAAAGACUGAGCCAGAUCUGUAGCAGCAGCAGCAGCAGCAGCAGCAGCGGCAGCGUUGGUGCGACCAUGAGGUCAGAGGCCUUGUUACUCUACUUCACGCUACUGCAAAUAGCCGGGGCGGGUUUCCCCGAGGACAGCGAGCCUAUUAGCAUCUCACAUGGCAACUACACAAAACAGUAUCCAGUAUUUGUGGGCCACAGACCUGGGAGGAACAACACGCAGCGGCACAGACUGGAUAUCCAGCUCAUCAUGAUCAUGAACAAGACAUUAUACGUCGCUGCCAGGGAUCACAUAUACACAGUGGACACGGACAAUGCCAACAGCGAUGAGAUCUUUUUCAGUAAGAAAAUGACAUGGAAGUCCAGACAAGCAGAUGUGGACACCUGCAGAAUGAAAGGGAAGCACAAGGAUGAGUGCCAUAAUUUCAUCAAAGUCCUCCUGCAGCAAAACGAUGACAUCUUGUUUGUUUGUGGAACAAACGCUUUCAACCCCUCCUGUCGAACCUACAAGAUGGACACCAUGGAGGCUCUGGGGGAAGAGAUCAGCGGAAUGGCACGUUGUCCGUAUGAUGCCAAGCACGCCAAUGUUGCCCUGUUUGCUGAUGGCAAGCUGUAUUCAGCCACCGUAACAGACUUUCUAGCGAUCGAUGCGGUCAUCUAUCGUAGCCUUGGCGACAGCCCAACUCUGCGCACUGUCAAACAUGACUCCAAAUGGCUGAAAGAGCCCUACUUUGUCCAGGCAGUCAAUUAUGGGGAUUUCAUCUAUUUCUUCUUUCGGGAAAUUGCUAUGGAGUACAACACAAUGGGAAAGGUGGUGUUUCCUCGGGUGGCGAGGGUUUGUAAGAACGACCGCGGUGGCUCGCCCCGUGUCCUAGAGAAGCAGUGGACCUCAUUUCUGAAGUCUCGCUUGAACUGCUCCAUCCCCGGUGACUCCCACUUCUACUUCAACAUCCUGCAGGCUGUAACAGAUGUCAUUCACAUCAAUGGGAGGGAUGUAGUGAUGGCUACUUUCUCCACGCCUUACAACAGUAUUCCAGGUUCGGCAGUGUGUGCCUAUGACAUGGCAGAGGUGGCCAAGACGUUCACAGGGCGUUUCAAAGAGCAGAAAUCCCCAGAUUCCACAUGGACGCCUUUUCCUGAAGAGAGGGUUCCCAAGCCAAGACCUGGCAGCUGUGCCGGCACUCCAUCCAUGGAGCGAUACAAGGUAUCCAACGAGUUCCCUGACGAUACACUCAACUUCAUCAAGAUGCAUCCUCUGAUGGAUGAGGCCGUGCCCUCCAUUGCUAACAGGCCCUGGUUUCUUAAGACCAUGGUGCGGUAUCGUCUGACGCGCAUUGCGGUGGACAGUGAGGCAGGUCCCCACAAGAACCACACAGUGGUAUUUCUGGGAUCAGAGAAAGGCAUCAUCCUUAAAUUCUUGGCCAAGAUGAACAAUGGCUUCCUCAAUGACAGCCUGUUUCUAGAAGAGCUCAGUGUCUACAACCCUGACAAGUGCAGUAUAGAUGGUGUGGAAGACAAGCGCAUCAUCGGGAUGCAGAUAGACAGUAAAAGUCAUGCUCUGUGGGUGGCUUUCACUUCCUGUGUAGUCAAAGUACCGCUGUCUCGCUGUGAAAGGCAUGGGCGGUGCAAGAAGUCCUGUAUAGCCUCCAGGGACCCAUAUUGUGGCUGGGUGUCAGAAGGUGCCUGCAGACAAGUGGUUGGUGGCAUCAAAUCAGCCUUUGAGCAGGACGUGGAGCAUGGUAACACAGAUGGCCUGGGAGACUGCCAAAAUACAUUUGUGGCACUGAAUGGCCACCACCACCACCACCAUCACCAUACCCUCUCACUUCCCACCUCAGCCCUCCCUGAGGCCGCGGAGGGCCCCCUGGGGCGGGGCCGCAUGGUGGAGCAGAAGGACCUCCCCAUGAGCUCAGACAAAGGGGAAGACCCCUACGUGGCUGUGCCCUCUCAGACUCAACCCGAAGCCAAUGGUGUGAUCCGCGAGAGCUACCAGAAAGGCCGUGACCAGCUGGUUCCUGUGACCCUGUUGGCAAUAGCUGUCAUCUUGGCAUUUGCCAUGGGCGCUAUCUUCUCAGGUCUCAUUGUCUACUGCGUCUGUGACCACCGACGGAGAGAUAUGGACCUGACAGGCCGCAAGGAAAAGGACAGCCUCCACCUUCACUCCCGCCGAGGAUCCAUGAACAGUGUGACCAAGCUGACUGGCUUGUUUGAGACGCAGGCCAAAGAUGGUCGCCCAGAGGCCAUCCUCAGCCCUUUGAUGCACAAUGGGCGACUGACACCAAAUGGGAAAAUGCUGAUAAAAGCUGACCAGCACCACCUGGACCUUACUGCCCUGCCAACACCUGAAUCCACACCCAUGCAGCCACGUCGUAAGCCCAGCCGGGGAAGUCGUGAGUGGGAAAGAAAUCAGAACCUGAUCAAUGCCUGCACCAAGGACAUGCCACCUAUGGGCUCACCCGUUAUUUCUACAGACCUGCCCCUGAGGGCUUCACCAGGGCACAUCCCCAGUGUGGUUGUCUUACCUUUGCCACAGCAUCAGCACCAGCUUCAGCCUCAUCUGCAACAGUCCUACCAGCAUGAGUAUGUGGAACAGCCUCAUCAUAGUGACCUGAGCAUGGGCCAUGGCGUUAUGGAUGACCAAGGGGCCACACUGGAGUACAAAACAGUAAAGAGUCCAUGUCACAACCUCAACAUUGUGGAUCCAGAUGGGGUGCUGCCACCUCGUGUUCCCCAACGAGAGGCCUCUCUCACCAUCCCUCCUGCUGUUCCACAGAUGGGUAAACGCCUGGAGGUCCACUCAUCAGUCUACGGCCUCCGGAAAGGAUCAGCAUCUGCUGCUUCUGGAUCGUCCGCCCUCAAGAAGCAUAACACCAACUCAUCUAACUCCUCCCAUUUGGCGAGACAUCACAGCUUUCGUGUGGAGUCCCCACCACCUGCACCCCAGAGGGUGGACUCCAUACAAAUGACAGCACAGGGCAUAUCGCUGUCACGUCAGUCUGGAAUGAGCUCUUACGGUUCUUUGCCUCGAACAGGCAUCAAACACCUCAAGCCUGAUGUCCCUCCAAAACCCUCCGUAGUCUCACUCUCAACAAAAGUCAAGUCAAGUGACUCCGGCACAUAGUCAGCCAGUCAGCUCGUCAAUCCAAUGUGAACAGACAGUUGUGAAAGAUGUUUUCUGAAAGAAAGAAAAGAGAACAGGGAAUACUGUACAACUUUCAUCUCCUUUUAGUGUUUUGUUUGUUUGUUUUUUGGUGUACAGUACAGUGGAAAAUUCAACAUAUUUUUUCCUCAGAAAACACUUUCCUUUUAUAUAAAUAUGUAAAUAUACAAUGGUUGUUGUCUAUUGUUGCCGUCAUUGAGCUCAUGCUCUGGCCGGCUCCCAGUUCCUCUGUAAACACAACUGGCAACAUGUGCUACUGAAAAAGAAGACGAAGUCUGUCCUGAAUAUUUCAUCCAUCGGCACCUUGUAGCAUUCAAGACGGUGGUUCUCGUUUGUAGUGUCAUUGGUCGCUGGGACUUGACCUGAUACUUUAUCAUGCCGAUAAAAGCACAUAAGACAGCACGCAGAGAGCAGGGGUUGGAGAGUAAUUGUUGUACAGUACCUUGAGGACUUAAGAAUCUAAGUGAACAAGCACUCAUAGAAACUGAGUAUGGACUGAAAGGACAGACCGCUGCCUACGUUCUGUUGGAAACUGUGAAAAGUCUCUCAGUGUUACAUCAAUCAAAACCCACCUGGGUUUUACUCAAAGCCCGGACGGAGGAAUCUCCUAUUGUACUGGUUACUGAAUAACACAUGACUGUUAUACUAAUAGCCUGUUGUAUUUAUUUUUAUUAAGUGCUUUUGGAAGAAAAACAAAACAAAACAAACUGAGUUUCUUGGCUCAGUCAAAGAGUGGACAAAGAAGAGGUGUUCUAAUAGGAAUUAAUCAACUGAGAAAAAAAUAUUUAAAGUCAUUAAACUGGAGCCAGUAGAACUUUUUUGUUGACUAAAGGUCCACAAGGUCUUACUGUGUGCUCAGUGGGACCUGCAGCUUGAGAUACAGUAUACAUGACCUCUGUGAUGAGGAGGAGAUAUUUAUUUAAACUGUGCCAGACCAGGACUUUCACCUUAAUGGAGUUUCCAUUGUUUAAGACCAAUCAUUUAAAAAAACAAACAACAAAAAAGACUUCCUGAAUCUCACCCUUUUACUCCUCCAAUGAGUUUCCCCUCCCUCCCCCAAUCAGCACUGUGGUUUUGUGUGGGUCAGAAACAUUUUGUCCUGAUUGGUUGCUGGCUUACCGGUGCCAUCAAAGCUCACUGUUGCAUGUUGCAAUUAUGAGAAAAGCAGCUGCAGCAGCAGUGUGGGAAUCUGCACACACACACAAACACUCAAAAAGAAGCUCUAAAUGAGGCUGCGGGCAAACGGAACAGUGCCUCCAUCUUGGAUCGCAUCGUCUUGUCCAGCAGCGUCACACAGAUUAGGAGGUGAAAAUAUGAAAACAGUAAAAACAUCUGUACUGCCUGCUUCUUUUUUUCCACAUGUAAAUUUGUGCCUUACACCCUAAAGUAGUGACAAUGUUUUCUUUAAUAGCUGUUAACUUUGUCUCCUUGUUGUAUUUUUUAUUUUUAUUUUUGGUUUGAUAAAAAAGCAAUUGAAGAAUGUAGAUGUUAUUGUUGUAAUUCUGGUCCCUAGACAUAACACAUUUACAAUCCAUAGGAGGGAGAGGAAGAAGCAUUCCCUUCCUUCUUUCACACCCUCUCUCCUUUGGAUAAACACACACACACAUGCAUACACACUCAUCUUUGUGGUUCAUUUCUGAUUGUGCCAUUAAUGCGCUUCAAGCAACCCUUUAUGUUGUGCUGGCAGUGUCGAUGAAGACGUUGUGAGUGUUUUUCUUUUUCUAUUUUAUACAAGCUAAAAGUCCUGAUAUUUGUUUUGAUUUGUUUUUGCUCUCUGUUUGAAGUGAUGGUCAAUUGACUGAUUGACUGAACAGUUAUUUGUUACUUCUUGAGAAGGCCAAUGUUUUGUGUAUCUUUCUGGUGCACUGCAAUAAUAAUUCCACAGCAGCACCAUAUUAAACAUUACAGUCUGAGCACCCCCCCUCUCGCAGUGUACCAACGCAGCUCAAGACUGCUCGUGUACAUCUUAACAUUUAUUUGUUAGGUAUUUGCAUAAACAGGCUGGUUCCUGUGAAGAAAGUUGACAUUUUAAAUCAUCAAUAUUAAAAAUAUUCUCUAUUUAACCCCCUUUUGUAAGAGAAAACACUUUUUUUUCUUCACUAACUCAUUAUCAAGGCCUUAGGAAUGGCUGCAAGUUUGACUAAUCUGACCUUUUUGCUUUCACUUCCUUCUUACUUGGGGAUUUUUUUAUUGAUGACCCCAGCCCUCACCUAAACACAUAAAUCAGUGAAGCACUCCCCUUGUGUUGUAUGUGUAGAUAGGUCAAAGUUUUCUCUCGAUAUCAAGCAGUUUUGUGUUUCUCAAUGGAGGAAAGCCAACAAUGUCUCAAUCCACAGCUAAAAGAAGAGGGACAUGCAGGAUCUGUGGCCUGAAUUUUAUGUGCAUGGAUGUUCGCAGGGUUUGGUUACAAAUCAUGGGUCAUGGGAAAACAGGCCAAAGCUCGAGCAAGACAAAGGUUUGAAGCAUGGUCUGGGGUUAUUUGAGACAGGUAGCUCAGUAAUUAAUUAAAGCAUCAACCUUCAAAAUGAAAGAGGCCUAAGAUUAGCUUAAAGGUGUGUGAUUUCUCUAUUUUUAAACCUUCAGUGUACUGGGUACAUGAAUCAGUAACCUCCCCAGGCCAGAAAUAACGUUUAUCUACAGCUGUUAUCUUCAACUAUUCAAACAUGUUUAUUUUGAUUGGGCUUUGCCUGGGAGAAUCUACACAGAAUGUGAGCAAGAAAGCAUGUCCACAUCCUGUGUAGGUGCAGAAAAUAUAGCUGUGGGUGCAUUUGGAUAUCAGAGGUUUGAAGACUUUUAAAGACUGGAUUAGGAUUGACUGUGAAGGCUGCUGUGGACAGUGAGGUUCUUUAGUGUGUGCCUUUUUGUCUUUCACCCUUGUUAUAAUACACUGCUAUUAGAUGCAAAUCGACUCUCUUAUCAACUCUCAAACUUUUGAACUUUGUAAGCUUGUAAGAUAUUGUGACGUCACAAAGUUUUUUGCCCUCCUCUCUCCACUUCCUUAACAUCUGAUUCACAGCUUAAUGUAUGUUGUAAAGAACAAAACUCUUUAAUUUAAUGCAAAAUGUAAUAAUAAAAAAAAAGAAAAUAAAAUUCUUGUCAUGAA